This is a messenger RNA of Cyprinodon tularosa, 3648 nucleotides long. RefSeq names its product DnaJ (Hsp40) homolog, subfamily C, member 5ab (gene dnajc5ab). The coding region runs from base 307 to 897 and encodes 196 amino acids. The record is from RefSeq and is a predicted model, not a curated record. Lineage: Eukaryota; Metazoa; Chordata; Actinopteri; Cyprinodontiformes; Cyprinodontidae. Gene Ontology annotation, cellular component: intracellular membrane-bounded organelle; membrane; presynapse. The transcript has 5 exons. Gene Ontology annotation, biological process: regulation of synaptic vesicle cycle.
GAUCGUGAGCGCGCAGACGUAGAGUGGGAGGAGGUUUGCGAGGGAUUGCUGUCUUGGACUGACAGAUCAUUCCCACCCGGUAUAGCCAUUAGCCUGGCGCUACUUUCUGCAGCUUCUUGUUCCUGAAUGCUUUAGCGGCGGAAAGCAAAAGGAAAACUGAGAUGCAAGAACUGUAACACUUCAAGUUGGCUAUAGAAGGGGAAAAGACAGCGACAGAAACAUUACCCCCGUUGGAGAAAUAAAAGGAAAAGCUGAGUGAGAAGAGGAGCCAGUAGGAGAAGGGAAGAAGAGAGUAACAGAGCAGCCAUGGACCAUCAGCGGCAGAGAACGCUGUCCACUUCAGGAGAAUCACUGUAUGCUGUGCUCGGAGUCGACAAGAAUGCCACAACAGAGGACAUAAAGAAAUGUUACAGAAAACUGGCACUGAAGUUUCACCCAGACAAAAACCCAGAUAACCCGGACGCAGCUGAAAAGUUUAAAGAAAUAAACAAUGCUCACUCCAUCCUGGUGGACCCCACCAAGAAGAACAUCUACGACAAGUACGGAUCGCUGGGUCUCUACGUGGCCGAGCAGUUCGGAGAGGAGAACGUCAACACCUACUUUGUUUUGUCCAGCUGGUGGGCCAAGGCUUUGUUCGCCUUCUGCUGCCUGGCGACAGGUUGCUACUGCUGCUGUUGCCUGUGCUGCUGCUGUAACUGCUGCUGUGGUAAAUGUAAACCUCGACCGCCGAUGGACCAGGACCCUGAAUUCUACGUGUCCCCCGAGGACCUGGAGGCCCAGAUGACAGCUGAGGAAAGAGAUGGCAGCGAUCCCAUCAUGGUUCAGCCGUCAUCGGCCACAGAAACUACCCAGCUCACCUCUGAUGCACAUCACAGCUACAAGACCGACUCAUACUAGACACGCUUACAGAAACACACACACACACCUCACAAGGCAAGAAGAGGCUGCUAGGGCUGAGAGGUACAUCCACUUUAGUUUUUCCUGAAUAAUUUAGACGAACACGACUUAAAGAGGAUUAAUACAUGUGGAUGCAUUAGAUUUAGAGCAAUAACUUAACCCACAUGUCACAGGAACCAGUCGUAGCACGUCUUCCUCCUCGUUGCCAGAACCGAGAGGCUAGUCUGUUUAUUCUCUCUAUGGGUCAGUGUCAGCAGCUUACUGAGUCCGAUUAUCUUUUUUUCUAACAUAGAAUAAGAUUUAUCAAUUAUUCCAAAACAUUACCCACUUUAACGGUCCUGUAUGUUGUGCUGCUGAAAUUACAAAUCCGGUUGCAGAUAUUUGCACACAUAUUACCUGAGACACGUUUUGAUUCAAUGUCAGCAUUCUGCCUUUUUCCCCAAAAAAACUCUACCAGCAUCCCACAUCUUACUGGGAAUACUUGCCACCUCUAUCUUGAAUCCUCAAUAAGUUAAAGAUAUGUCUUGCUUAAAGCCCUUUUCUGGUGACCUUCCAGGAUUUUUUCCAAAAAACGUCCCUGUUCAGCUUUAGCUUUCUAGCUGACUCUAUUUGAAUUGGAAUCUCUUCUGUUUAUAGUUUCUACUGUCUUAAAAAACUCUCCAGUUGCAAAUAAUGAGCAGAAAUCCCACAGCAUGAUGCUGCCACCACCAAGGUUCCCUGUAAUAUGCAGUGUUUAUCGUGCCAAACAUACUUUUUUGAAAUACUUACAGCCUGAAAUUUAUGAUUUCAGCUGAAAUUUGCUCCAGAUUUUUAAUGAAAACACUAAAUGCUGAAAUUUAAUCAAAAACUAGUGCUAAAAGGUACAAAUGUAGACCUCAAAAAACAGGAGGGCACCUUUUUCUAUAUUCUUCCAACAGACAGAACAUGGCUUUUUAACAUUUAAGUGUGUACAGGAACAUUAAGGCUUUAGAAAAAUGUGUAAAUAUGACUUUAAAUUAUUUAAUUCCAAUUCAGCAGUCAAUCUGUCGAACAUCUAGAACCUAAAAUGUAAGAAUUUUGGUGGAAAUCCAGCUGUAGUUUGCUGCAUUUCUGCCGCUCUGUUUCUGACCUUGUUCCAUCUUUGGGCGGAACAUGGUCUGAUAAAUAAAUUUACUGGCUAUAAAGAUGUGUUAAUGUACUAAGAUGUAUUCAAACGUGGCCCAGAGGGAUGGAGAAAGGUGUGUCAAAACAAAAUGGGUUUUUAUGCAUCUCCAACGAUCCUUCCCAGCCCUAACAGCUGUUUAGUCUCUCAGCAGCACUCUCAAACACACACACACACCCCUGAACCAGGUGGACUGAUGCAUACUUUGCAUUCACAUUUACAUCAGACAUUUUUCCAGCUUGUCCCUUUUUUUCAAUCUCACCCUCAGCCUGCAGAUGAAUUCAAUAAAAAUAGGACAUUAGGUUAUAGGUUUAUUUUUUUAGUUUCUUUUCUUAAAUUAUAUGUUUGAAAUUAGCUGAAUGGACAGGAAGAAGCCUAGAGGGAGAAGGAAGGGAGAUAUACAAAAAAAUUUAUAAUUUUACUAGAUUAUUCCCACUUUAUCUGGUUGUGUUUUUGGAUUAUUUAUUCCACGGGCGCUGAUGUUACCAGCUAGAGGAAGCUCACCCCUAUAACCCUCCAAAUAAAACCACUUUUACUAAAAUGUUUUUUUAAUAUAUAUAUUGGAGACGAUAAGAGAUUUAACUAAUGAUUUAUGCAAUAACUUUUAAGAGUUUUAUUUGAAAAAUUGUGAAAUAAAACUGUAGUUUUUCUCCUUGGAUGUAUGAUGGUUCCAGCCUAUUAUAUUGAUGGAUAAUUUCCUGUUGCAAUUGUCUGUAUGAUCACCAGCAUUACUUUGAAGAUGUGUCAAACCCUUCAGUCGAGAUUGUGCUUCCUGAAGCUGUAAAAAAUGAAAUUUUUUUAUUUGAUUUCAUAAACCUGCUCAUUCAUCAUUUAAUUGCUCUUUUAAAUGAGAAUUCUUAUAGAUGCAUUAUGCCGUUCAUGAUGACGAGUUCCCUUCAGAUUUAAGAACCAGGUGCCAUUAUGAAUCAGAUUCUUUCCCCCCUUUAGCGACCUUUUUUGUCAGCAGUCUUCCAAAAUGAAUGAGGAUUAAACCCAGCUGAAACUGUCAACAUCAUCUUACAGCUUUUCACUUCCUAUAGCGGCCAUGUUGGAUAAAAGUUUUUCUGCUAAUAUUUACAUCCUUGCUAAUAACUGCUGUUGUGCACAUCAGACGGUACAGUUGGGUAUCUCUGCUUUAGCUUUCAGUACCUGUUCUUUCUUCAGAUAUUAACAAUCUUGGAUUUUUAUAAUGACCUCCCUUUUGACUUUAGAUUAAUAUUUAUGUUCAGACGAGAACACUGCUCUGCCAAACUCUGUAUCCGGCUUCCUGCUCCAUGCAUCAGAACCUUUAUGUUGAGCUAAAGCCACAGCCUUACUGUCGUUCUCUGCUGUAUUUUUACGCUUUCCUCACACAGUGAAAGCCUCCCUAGUUUUCAUUAGUGAUUUUAUGAUCCCGAGUAGGCCGUCUGCUUGUUAAAAUGUUAGCAUCCCUGAUUGCAUUUGGAUAAAUCAUGCAUUAGAACCCAGGCUGCAGAAACUUAUUUGAAGCUGCUUUCAUCUUUAUGCAAGAAUAUGAUCUUUCUCAUCCCAGCUCGGUUCUUUUUUUGAGCCGUUCGGACCGCGCUCCUAUUGCCAGGGAGUGAAGAUUCUCAGUCAUCCAGCUCAUAGGC